Messenger RNA from Python bivittatus (Burmese python), 1649 nucleotides. NCBI's taxonomy places the organism in Eukaryota, Metazoa, Chordata, Lepidosauria, Squamata, Pythonidae. The record is from RefSeq and is a predicted model, not a curated record.
CUACCUCAUCCCUGAAUUCCCAGCUUCAGCAGCUCCAGCAUCUUCAGCAGCUCCAGCAGCAGCAGCAGCAACAGCAGCAGCAGAGCCAAGCUAGCCAGCAAGCACAGGGCCAAGCCAGUCAGCCCCAGCAGCAACCACCACAGCCACAACUGCCUCAACAGCAACAGCCCCCUCCACCUCCGCCACCACAACAGCCACAGCCACAGCCUCAGAAUCAGAAUCAGAAUCAGAACCAGCCGCCUGCAGCUCAGCAAACUUCAGGCUCCCCUCAGAAAGCCAACCAGUCUCCAGGGCAUGGUCUUCCCUCUCCUCUUACAUCCUCAAACCCCCUCCAGCUGGUUAACAAUCCUCUGGCAAGUCAAGCAGCAGCCGCCGCCGCCGCCGCCGCCAUGGGCUCAAUAGCCAGCUCACAAGCCUUUGGCAAUGCACUCUCCAGUCUUCAGGGGGUCACAGGUCAACUAGUCACUAAUGCACAAGGACAGAUUAUUGGAACAAUUCCACUGAUGCCUAAUCCAGUCUCAUCCAGUCAGGCAGCAGGAGGAGCUCAGGGCCUUCAAGUGCAGCCAAUUACACCACAGUUAUUGACCAAUGCCCAGGGUCAAAUCAUUGCAACAGUAAUUGGAAACCAGAUAUUGCCGGUAAUCAACACCCAGGGAAUCACACUGUCACCACUCAAGCCAGGCCAACAGCUCCAUCAGCCCUCUCAAACACAAGUAGGACAAGCAGCCUCACAGUCUAAUCUUCUACAUUUGGCUCAUAGUCAAGCAUCUGUAUCUCAAAGCCCAGUGCGCCAGGCUUCUUCUUCUUCUUCUUCCUCCUCCUCAUCUUCAGCUUUGAGUGUUGGCCAAUUAGUCAGCAAUCCCCAGACAGCCUCCAGUGAGGUGGAUGGGGUGAAUCUUGAGGAAAUCCGAGAAUUUGCCAAAGCUUUUAAAAUACGACGCCUGUCCCUUGGUCUCACCCAGACACAAGUUGGUCAAGCUCUAAGUGCCACAGAGGGUCCAGCCUACAGCCAGUCUGCCAUCUGCAGACACACCAUCCUGAGAAGCCACUUUUUCCUACCACAGGAAGCCCAAGAGAACACUAUAGCUAGCAGUCUGACAGCCAAACUGAACCCUGGCCUUUUGUAUCCUGCCAGGUUUGAAAAGCUGGACAUCACCCCUAAAAGUGCCCAGAAGAUAAAGCCGGUGCUUGAACGGUGGAUGGCUGAGGCUGAGGCCCGCCAUCGAGCAGGUAUGCAGAACCUUACUGAAUUUAUUGGAAGCGAACCAUCCAAAAAGCGCAAGAGGCGCACUUCCUUCACCCCACAAGCUCUUGAAAUCUUGAAUGCCCAUUUUGAGAAGAACACCCAUCCCUCUGGGCAGGAAAUGACAGAAAUUGCAGAGAAACUGAACUAUGACCGGGAAGUAGUUAGAGUCUGGUUCUGCAAUAAGAGGCAAGCACUGAAGAAUACAAUUAAACGCCUAAAACAGCACGAGCCUGCAACAGCAGCCCCGAUGGAGCCCUUAACAGACUCUCUGGAAGAAAACUCUUAAAUGGAUAGAUUUAAAGGGGGAAAAAAACACACACACACACAAAAACGGACACCGUUUUCAACUUUUGAACUCUGUAAAGAUGCUCUUUCUCACCCUUGUAAGUAAAAGACUGUGGAA